This is a messenger RNA of Hyla sarda, 2031 nucleotides long. It is a transcript of the gene BARX2, whose product is annotated as BARX homeobox 2. Gene Ontology annotation, molecular function: DNA-binding transcription factor activity, RNA polymerase II-specific; RNA polymerase II transcription regulatory region sequence-specific DNA binding. The record is from RefSeq and is a predicted model, not a curated record. NCBI's taxonomy places the organism in Eukaryota, Metazoa, Chordata, Amphibia, Anura, Hylidae. Gene Ontology annotation, cellular component: nucleus. Gene Ontology annotation, biological process: regulation of transcription by RNA polymerase II. The transcript is spliced from 4 exons. Bases 170 to 1045 code for a protein of 291 amino acids.
UCUCUGGUAAUGCACGGCUCUCACUGACAGCUGCUCUCUACCCAAAAAGGGACUGAAAUGAAGUUUAUAUAGAGAGGAGCCAAAAAAAACCCUCAGAGGACAACAACUCCCAGCAGGACUCCGCAGGAAGCAGCAUAGAACCCGCCAGGAUACCUUAUCCGGACACAACAUGCACUGCCAAGCCGAGCUCAGGCUCACCUCCCCCGGACAGCUGAAGGCGGCCAGACGGCGCUACAAGUCCUUCAUGAUCGACGAGAUCUUGUCCAAGGAGACGUGCGACUACUUCGAGAAACUGUCCCUGUACUCGGUGUGUCCGUCCCUGCUGGUGCGACCCAAACCCCUGCACUCCUGUCCCGGGUCAUCACCUCUUCGAUCAUACCCUCUUCUCUCUGUCAUCAGCCGCCAGCCCGGGGUCCUCAGCCACCUUGUCCCCUCAACAUCCUCCUCCCCCAUUCAGCUUCUGUCUCCCACACAUCUCUCCCCAUCAUGUGCGCGCUCAGAGACUCCAGCCAGCGAAGCUCCACAAAGCAGCGAAUCAGAACUUGAACAAACAGCUCCUCGUGUGAAGAAGCCGCGGCGCAGCAGAACAAUAUUCACAGAAAUUCAGCUCAUGGGGCUGGAAAAAAAAUUCCAGAAGCAGAAAUAUUUGUCCACUCCAGACCGGCUAGACCUGGCUCAGUCCUUGGGUUUGACACAGCUACAAGUUAAGACGUGGUAUCAGAAUCGAAGAAUGAAGUGGAAAAAAAUUGUCCUCAAGGGUGGACAGGAGGCACCCACCAAGCCAAAAGGGCGUCCAAAGAAAAAUUCUAUCCCAACUUCAGAGGAAAUUGAGGCCGAGGAGAAGUUGAAUAGACUUGCACAAGAGGCUCAUCACCAGGAAGAUAACACCGAAGAGGAAAAUGAAAAUGCCCCAGAAGAAGCUCAAGAGGAACAAACACUAGAUGGAAAUAUACAAGAAGGUGAACAGCUGGAAUCAGGGUCCUCUCUUGCCUCGUCCACAUUACAGAUAAACACCUCCCCAAAUGACAGAGGUUCCUCCAGCUAAAGACAAAAAGACAUAAUGUGUGCAUCAAGAAAGUGCGCCAAGCUGCGCCCACAGUAUCUGGGGGGUUACCCGGUGUGUGUGCUCUGCAUCCGUCCUAUGUGCAGACCCUUACCGUAAAGGAAAUCUUCCCUCCAAGUCCUUUUAUCUAGAAGGGAAGAGGUUAAAGCCACAUGGAGGAGGAAAGAGAAUGGAAGAACUCCGUGACUAAUGGGGUCUGUACAGACAAGACUGGGAAUUUUUGCUGUGUUUGGAAAACAAUUGGACAGUGUAUAUAUAGUGUUCUUUAUUAUUGUGCCAGAAACUGCAGUAGAAAGGGUGAAAAAAGCCAAAGCAAAAGGGAAAGAAGCUGUUUCCCAGUGUAACUUACUUGAGAAUGCUUUCACAUUAAGUGCCUUUUUUUGCAUGUUAAAACUUGUAAGACAAUCUUUAUGUGUUAAUUCAUGACCACAGCCUUUUAAUCUCUUCUCUGUUCACCACUUGGGCUUAAAUUCCAUAAAAUGGGAAUAAGAGGCUUUGGUCAGUCAUUGCAUGGAGCAAACGUCCUCUGGGCGGAUGGUAUUCAGGUCUUAGCACCAGACGGAGUCAAAGCAGGACAUGAAUCAGGCGAAACUCCACAGUAAUCUAUCCAAAGCAUUUUUUCGGUCACAGGUUACAUUGUAGCAUAUUUGGAGAACUGAGGAGGAUACUGAUCUAGAAAAAAUAUAUAUCUAUAAUACUAUGUACUAGACGUGUGUCUUCAACCUGUGGUUUUCAGCUAGAAAAAAGGGAGUCAUAAUAUUGCAACAGCUGGAGAGCCACAGGCUGAAGACCACUGUACUAGAUGGUCCAAAAUAAUGAAAGUCAUCACUCAAAUUAAACUGUAACAUAGGCAAAGUGUCAAGUAGGUGUGGCAGGGCUGCUUUAGAGAGGAAAAAUACAAAAGAGAAAAUCCAGCUCCUAGUGAAAAACAGGGAUCCUAAAACUUAACUUUUAAUAGUGCACAUUUU